GGGCACUGUCAUGUGUAGUUGCCAUAUGGGGCACUCGUGUGUAGUUGCCAUAUGGGGGUACUGUCAUGUGUAGUUGCCAUAUGGAGCACUGUCAUGUGUAGUUGCCAUAUGGAGCACUGUCGUGUGUAGUUGCCAUAUGGAGCACUGUCAUGUGUAGUUGCCAUAUGGGGCACUCGUGUGUAGUUGCCAUAUGGGGGUACUGUCAUGUGUAGUUGCCAUAUGGAGCACUGUCAUGUGUAGUUGCCAUAUGGGGCACUGUCAUGUGUAGUUGCCAUAUGGGGCACUCGUGUGUAGUUGCCAUAUGGGGGUACUGUCAUGUGUAGUUGCCAUAUGGAGCACUGUCAUGUGUAGUUGCCAUAUGGGGCACUGUCAUGUGUAGUUACCAUAUGGGGCACUGUCAUGUGUAGUUGCCAUAUGGAGCACUGUCAUGUGUAGUUGCCAUAUGGGGGCACUCGUGUGUAGUUGCCAUAAGGGGGUACUGUCAUGUGUAGUUGCCAUAUGGGGCACUGUCAUGUGUAGUUGCCAUAUCAGACACUGACAUAUGUAGUUGCCAUAUGGGGCACUCGUAUGUAGUUACCAUAUUGGACACCAUCAUGUAUACUUGCCAUAUUGGGCACUGACAUGUAUACUUGCCGUAUUGGGCACCGUCGUAUGUACUUGCCGUAUUGGGCACCGUCGUAUUUGUAUGAACAAGAGUUGUUUCAUUCUUGAAAAGCCACCAGCACUCAGUGUUUUGGGCAGGUCCUUAAUCCUAAUUUUCCAAGGAAUACGACCCGCCAAAUCGUUUAACACAUUCACUACUGGGUGAACAGUGGUUAAAGAUUGGCGCCCAGUCAAUCCUCCCCGGCCAGGAGACGAACUCAGGACAUAGCACUCGCGAAGGGCUGGCUGAAUAACAAAUAAAGAAGAUGGAUGCAAUGUUGUGCAUGCAGGAAAUGAUGAGGAACAGAGAGGGAGGACAGCCAUCACUCUUCCAUGAACUUUAUGAAGCCAAGGAUCAGGGAGCACAAGUAAUGUUUUCCAAAUUUGUGGCUCCCACGAUUGAAGACUUUGCAUGCACUAAAACUAUUUAUUACCCCAUCAGAGGACGAAUAAAUGUGAUUUCUGCAAUGAAGGAGUAUUCGAACAAAUCACUGGAAGAACUUCGACAUGAAUAUUACCAGGUGACACCAAGCAGCAGGAAGGAAUCGUGCUGUGUGGGUGGAUUAUUUGAACCUAUGGAAGAACUAGUUCCUGAACAUUACCAUGGGAAACCCAUCGUUAAUGUGUCAGCGGUAGAAAUGCCAUGCAAUCCAGCAUCACGGACGAGAUUCAUUGGAUUAUAUCCAGGACAGGAUGUGACCAGUGGCACAUACAGUUUGGCUAACAAGGCACCUUUUGGCUUUGCCACAGAAUGUAGUUCAUCGACUAUUUCUCCCUCUGUAUCAAAAUGUGGGGCAUCAGCAGUGUUUGGAUCUAUGUUCGCUGGUACAGCAAUACAUAGCCUUGUUACCUCACCAAUUUUUGCAGCAGGCAUGCUCAACCACCCAGUUACCCCAGUUUUUAGUACAGUUACUUCGUGGGGACAUGUAUCACCAGUCUUCAGCACAGUCACUUCUGGGAGUCAUGUAUCACCAGUCUUCAACACAGUCAAUGCUAGGGGUCAUGUAUCACCAGCCAGCACAGUCACUUCUGGGAGUCAUGUAUCACCAGUCUUCAGCACAGUCACUUCUGGGAGUCAUGUAUCACCAGUCUUCAACACAGUCAAUGCUAGGGGUCAUGUAUCACCAGCCAGCACAGUCACUGCUGGGAGUCAUGUAUCACCAGUCUUCAGCACAGUCACUGCUGGGAGUCAUGUAUCACCAGCCAGCACAGUCACUUCUGGGAGUCAUGUAUCACCAGUCAGCACAGUCACUGCUGGGAGUUAUGUACCACCAGCCAGCACAGUCACUGCUGGGAGUCGUGUAUCACCAGUCAACUCAGUCACUGCUGGAAGUCAUGUAUUGCCAGUCUUCAGCACGGUCACUUCUGGGAGUCAUGUAUCACCAGUCUUCAACACAGUCAAUGUUAGGGGUCAUGUAUCACCAGCCAGCACAGUCACUGCUGGGAGUCAUGUAUCACCAGUCUUCAGCACAGUCACUGCUGGGAGUCAUGUAUCACCAGCCAGCACAGUAACUGCUGGGAGUCAUGUAUCACCAGUCUUCAACACAGUCACUGCUGGGAGUCGUGUAUCACCAGUCAGCACAGUCACUGCUGGAAGUCAUGUAUCACCAGUCUUCAACACAGUCACUGCUGGGAGUCAUGUAUCACCAGCCAGCACAGUCACUGCUGGGAGUCAUGUAUCACCAGUCUUCAACACAGUCAAUGUUAGGGGUCAUGUAUCACCAGCUAGCACAGUCACUGCUGGGAGUCAUGUAUCACCAGUCUUCAGCACAGUCACUGCUGGGAGUCAUGUAUCACCAGCCAGCACAGUAACUGCUGGGAGUCAUGUAUCACCAGUCUUCAACACAGUCACUGCUGGGAGUCGUGUAUCACCAGUCAGCACAGUCACUGCUGGGAGUCAUGUAUCACCAGUCUUCAACACAGUCACUGCUGAGAGUCAUGUAUCACCAGCCAGCACAUUCACUGCUGGGAGUCAUGUAUCACCAGCCAGCACAGUCACUGCUGGGAGUCAUGUAUCACCAGCCAGCACAGUCACUGCUGGGAGUCAUGUAUCACCAAUCUUCAGCACAGUCACUGCUGGGAGUCAUGUAUCACCAGUCUUCAGCACAGUCACUUCUGGGAGUCAUGUAUCACCAGUCAGCACAGUCACUGCUGGGAGUUAUGUACCACCAGCCAGCACAGUCACUGCUGGGAGUCGUGUAUCACCAGUCAACUCAGUCACUGCUGGAAGUCAUGUAUUGCCAGUCUUCAGCACGGUCACUGCUGGGAGUCAUGUAUCACCAGCCAGCACAGUCACUGCUGGGAGUCAUGUAUCACCAACCAGCACAGUCACUUCUGGGUGUCAUGUAUCACCAGUCAACUCAGUUACUUCUGGGAGUCAUGUCUCACCAACCAGCACAGUUACUUCUCAGAGUGAUGUAUCAUUAGCCAGCACAAUUACUUAUGACAGUUUUAUGGCAGCCAAACCUGGCAGACUGAGUGGCAGAAUGUUCAAGCAUCCAAAGAAAGUGUCAACAAAAGCAAAGUUUGAACCAAACUUUGAUCCAGCGACUGUCUUCGGCCGAACAGUAAAGGCAACACAGACAUGGUUUGAAGAACCUGCUAUAGAGGCGCAGAUCUCGUGUCCCAUUUGCUUGGAAACAUAUGUGGCCAUGACCAAGACCCCGGUUGCAUUGCCUAGCUGUGGACACACCUUUUGCCGGCCAUGUCUUCAAACGUUAGAGGAGAAGGGCAGUGUGGACUGCCCUUCCUGCAUGACACAUUUGGGUGUUGCAGUGUCAGAGAUCCCAACUCUACAUUCCAUUCUUAGCUUAUCUGAAGUUUAUAGGAAGGCUAAGGCAUCCGGAUCAGUACUGGAGAGAUGCGAGAGCCACGGAGACCAGCUGUGUGUGUGGUGCCGCCACUGUUCGGAAGCUCUGUGUGGCUUGUGCCUUCUGGAUACACAACGCCAUAAGUGCCAUAAGCUCGAGAGGAUCAUUAACAUUGCAGACAUCUAUAACAAUGUAAAGCAACAAGCCAGGAACUUCUUUGAGUACUCUGAGAAUCGACAGAACAAAAUUAUGAAUGAAAUGCACGUCGUCAUCAAGAGGAUUGUCGAGUUGUGUCACAUGAGCAACUCUAUUGAAAGUCAAGUCAAAAUAGUUUCCGAUGUAAUGAAAAAUAAAGGAAAUAAAACUGGAAUUAAGGUUUCAAUGCAAACUUUGAGCAAAUUGGAUGAUGCCCUGAAAUUUUUGCAUCAAGCAACUGACUCCCUGGAUCAAGAGAGUGAAUUAUCCUCACAAGAUGACCAGUUAGUCAUGUCAGCAGAAGGAGUUAAGGAUAUUAUUGAGUGUAAUGAAAUGUUGAAUAUAAAAUUAAGCCAAUGUAACAUUAAUGAAAGCAAGGGAUCUGACAAUGGACAAGGUGCCAUUAGCCAGGUUAAGAGGUCUGAUAGUGGAGGUGCAAGAAUCCAGGUUGAGGAGUGCGACGAGAAAGAAAGUUGCAGUAUCCAGUUUAAAGGGUCUGAGAUUGAGGAAGGUGGCAGUAUUCAGACUAAAGGACCUGAUAAAAGAAGUGGAGUCAGCAACCAGGUGGAGAUGUUGUCACUCGGAUGUUGUGGAAAAACUAGCGAUGGACGUCAGAUGAAUUUGAUGGUAGAAAAUGACCAGCUUCACUUUUGUGCCUUGGAAUACGCUGCACAAGAUGCUCUUAUUACUGUUCAGGUACCAUUGCUGGAACGUUUUCUCUCGAGAGAGAAGCCAGAAGUUUUCUUUGAACUGAGUGUUGACAAUAAGUGCCUGGGACGAGUCUAUAUUCAGUUGUGGGGCGACAUGCGUCGUGCUAAACACUUUCUGGCGCUCUGCCUUGGCACUCUUGGACCAUCUUAUAAAGGCUCCAAGUUUGAUAGAAUAUCCGACUGGAGCCAACCAGGAGAAGUCCUACACUGCAAGGGUUACUCUGAUAAAUCUGGUCCCAGCUCAUUAGGGCUAAUGGACAAUUUAGAAUGGGAUGGAGAAUACAGACAACUUCAGAAAGCUGGACAACUCAUUGCCUCGGGAGGCGGACAAGCUGAAAAAGAUGGUAGUUUUGGUAUAUGUACGAAAGAUAACUUGUUUAAAACCUUCUCCUGUCCUUUUGGUAUGGUGGUGUCGGGAUUGGAUGUGGUGCGUGAGGCUGUUAAUCACGUUGGAGAUGUUGUGGUCUCAGAGGUUGGUGCUGUUGCUGUCGAUAUAUUGCACUAGUGUGAUGGAUGUGCUAUUACAGCUGGCCUCUCUUAGCUAGUAUACUUAUACAUUUCAUGAGUUUUAGAAGGAAAAAUACAUUGGUUCAAGAAGGCAACACAAGAUGCAGUAAUUGCUAUUUUUUACCCUAUCUAGACUUUUUUUUUAUCCAGGUAUGGGGACUAUUCCAUCGCAAAUACAUUCCAUCAUUAAAAACUAAUAUAAACUGAUACAAAUCAUUCCGGAAAUCACCAACUUUGGGUACCAGGAUGCAAAGGACUGAUAUUUCUUUGAGCAAGGCUUGAUAUGGCUGAUUUCAAAACAUUUAAGAUACUUGUAGUGACUAAAAUGUAUAACUUUAGUCCAACACUUCAGGAUAGUUCCAUUGUUCCAGCCAUGGAAGCCUGUUAGGCAAGCUUAUUAUAGACCCUAUCCAAGAGCAGGGCUGUCCAUGCAGUCACCUAACCAGUUACUGGCCAGAUCCAACGAUAUUUGAUGCACAUAUCCUUAAGUGUGCCACUCCAAAGGAGAUAUGAAGAGAUUAUUGUUCUCUUGAAAAGUAAUAAAUUAAUAAAGUCAAUGCACUACAGCCAUCAUAGUAAGGACUGUAGUAUAAUAUAGCUUACAAAUGUAUCUUAAGAGAUAGUGGCCGCCAGCACUCUUAUGCCAUGCCUGAAGAAUGGGUGUAUGCCAGCCCUGCCAUGCCCAAAGAGUGGGUGUAUGCCAGCCCUGCCAUGCCCGAAGAGUGGGUGUAUGCCAGCCCUGCCAUGCCUGAAGAGUGGGUGUAUGCCAGCCCUAUCAUGCCAGAAGGGUGGUUGUAUGCCAGCCCUAUCAUGCCAGAAGGGUGGUUGUAUGCCAGCCCUAUCAUGCCAGAAGGGUGGUUGUAUGCCAGCCCUACCAUGCCCGAAGAGUGGGUGUAUGCCAGUCCUGCCAUGCCCGAAGGGUGGGUGUAUACCAGCUCUGUCAUGCCUGAAGAACAGGUGUAGCCUAGCCCUGUUAUGUCUGAAAACCAGGUGUAUGCCAUCCUAUCAUGCCUUGCAUAAAGAACAAAUAUAUAUGAACAUUUAUCUAUUGGUUGUCAUAGAAAAUGAAGUACAUGGAGAUGUCUUGCAGGGCAUUUUCUGCUUGGAAUACUGUUGUGAAGAAACAAAAUGCUAAAGUUUUAGCAUGACAUGUUAGAAUAUAGCACUGGGCAUUUCUCGCUGUCUCAAGGCUGACUGAAGGGGCUUUUCACAAAACUGGACAUAUCUUUAGUGUUGUUGACUUGAUUAGUAAUCGUUUUGUUUUUGCAUAUGCUGUAUUGUGGUAUUAAAUAUUUCUUUAUUGUCCGAGUUUCCCUUGAGAUAGUACGUUGAAUGAAUUUUUAUAAACAUUUUGUUGGUCUUUUUUGUUGAUGAAUGGUUGCUUACAAAGAAUGGGUAGAUGCUUAACUCUAAACUGUUCUAACACUAUUGUGUAUUUUAAAAGGUAUCUAUUUUCAUCCAACACUGAAAUGCAUACAUGCCAACUUGUUAAGUGUUGUCAUGAUAGAGGAAUUCCAGGACUAAAUUCUUAGCAAAUUUUUGCAGUCAUUUAAUUGUAUAAGGUCACCUGCUAGAUCUAAUAAGCUGUAAUUUUUCUACCAUAAUCACAUUAUAAGAUUAUUCUGAAUAAUUGCUUCAUGAUGUGCUUGCAUUCAAAUGCUAAUGCUGCCAUGCAAGUAGACUGUAUUGAAGUUAAGCUCAGCUGUGCCUAUAGCUGUAUGAUGGAGCUUCUUGAAUGAUUGGUUGUGUUGCAAGUGCUUGAAGUCACAUGUCAGAGGUGCUGCUCACUUGAAUUGCAAGAGUUGGUUUAGUACUGAGAGAUUAGAACACACAGAUAGUCACCAUCUUGGUGUGUGUCAUUAUUACUGGCGAGUGAUAUCCCCAUUAAUCCCCACUGCUUUUGAAGCAUACGCCAUGUCUGUUUGCCGUUGUCAUGCUUGGUAUUACACGUGUCUGGUGCAUGGGUGUUAUUGGUCCCCCGAGUAUUGUUCAGUUUGUUGUUGACCAUUGUUAAUUUAUAUGUCAGUUCUUUACACUAUAACGUCUUUAUACUUAGUAAAUUCACAUCUGGUAGCGUCAUUUUCUGCAGAGACAUCAAGUUUAAGGAUUUAUUUAGUCUAUUUGGGUUGGUUUAUAUGGUUAUAGCAUGUUGGAUUUUUUCAUAUUUAGCUGCCAUCAUCUGUGAGUCGGUGGAAGCUGUAGAAGCACAAAAUGUGGAGCUUGUCACAUGCACACUCUUGAACAAACAUUCCAAUGAACAAACACAAACCUUAGUAAAGCCAAUUAUAUUUCAUGACCAUAAUAAUAAAGUUUAGAUUUAAUGUAUUUAAUGAAGUUGGUACAAUUAAAUUUUUUGUUAUCAGUAUACAAAAUGGAAAUUUGUCAUGGUUUUACCAGUCUUUUCUAAUAAAUAAUGCCUCUGCAAAUAACUUAGUUAAAUCAAUGUGUUCCUGUUGAAUUUAGUUAUUUUUUGGUAAUCUUUCAUUGCUAUUCUGUUGAUUUAAAAAAAAUUCUUCAGUAACAUUAAAUUAAAAAAUGUUUAUCCACUUAAAUAUUAGCCUAACAUUUACUGUAUAAACCCACAUUCAUUUUGCAAACACCUGUACUCUGAGAGCAGUCGUUUAACACUUUCACGCACCCGGCAUCUUAAAACUAGUCCCAUAAUGAUCGGAUAAAAAAUAUAAUUUUAACAAAUAUUUUAAAUUUUGACGCAACAUGCGUCACCAGCAGACAUCCGUCAGUUUAUUUGUUCAUGCAGACUGCGACGCCGCCGGACGAAAGUGUUAAGUAGUGUAAUGGUACUCUUUGGUGACAAACACACAGUAGGGUAACUAAAUAUAUAUAUAUUGAUAUAACUUGGUUAGAGAGGCUGGUGAUGAGUAGUAUGUGGUAGAGAUUGAGGCGUCUGGUUAGGCAGGUUGUUGUAUAUCUGAAGUGGUGAUGUUCUUAACCACCUAUGGAGUGAGGCUGGUUCCUGCUGUGAUUUGGCAGCCUUAUAUUCCUGUCCAAUUGAUCCUGUUUCUAGAUCCAGGCUGCUUGUAAUUUGGUUGAUGGGGGAAAACUGCUUGGCUUCUGUUGGGUAUUAUUAGUAGUUUAUGGAAUGCCUGGGAACAUGUUACAUUGGUAACUGGGGUUGCUGCAGAUUAUCAUUUACAUUACAUGGAAUUCCUUGGGAAAAUGGUUUGAUGUAAUGAGUGAGUGAGAGAUUCUUGGAAAACUUUUAAGUUUUUGCCAUAGAAUUUCUUGGCAUGUGGAAUAACUGCCACAUUAUUGCUAAUGUGGUUGCUACAGUAGCAUUAAGACCUGCCCAGAACAAUUUUGUGGGGACUUUUCAACAGCUUUGUCUAACUAAACAUAUUAUCCAUAUACUGUACUGUAUAUUGUUACUUUCCCUAUUGUAUACAUUUUACAAAUAAAGAGAAUAUAUGUU
Molecule: messenger RNA, 8294 nt
Organism: Procambarus clarkii (red swamp crayfish)
Lineage: Eukaryota; Metazoa; Arthropoda; Malacostraca; Decapoda; Cambaridae
Source: RefSeq, a predicted model, not a curated record